This is a messenger RNA of Syngnathoides biaculeatus (alligator pipefish), 7390 nucleotides long. RefSeq names its product arginine-glutamic acid dipeptide (RE) repeats a (gene rerea). Lineage: Eukaryota; Metazoa; Chordata; Actinopteri; Syngnathiformes; Syngnathidae. The transcript has 17 exons. Gene Ontology annotation, molecular function: transcription corepressor activity; sequence-specific DNA binding; chromatin binding. The record is from RefSeq and is a predicted model, not a curated record. Gene Ontology annotation, cellular component: nucleus. Gene Ontology annotation, biological process: regulation of DNA-templated transcription. The coding region runs from base 1647 to 5732 and encodes 1361 amino acids.
UUUUUUUGGGGGGGGGUGAGUUAGGGAUUAAUUUGUACAUACAUACACAGUACCAGACAAAACAUGUCAUCGUCCAUUUAUUGGCUUAAUUUCCUUUUUUAACUUCGCUUCAUUGUUUUCAUUACGUCACAUUUUCAGCUUGUGUGCACUUGAGCAGAGCAAAUUGUGGCCAGUUGAAUUGCAGACAGCGAAUUAUAGCCAGUUGAAUCUCAGGAGAUUGAAAAUAUUGCGUUUGAAUUUUGUAUAUGGUGAAUUUGUUAACGUCGAAAAGUUAAACUGAAAUACAGCUAUUGAAAAUGUGAUCACUUUGAAAUAACAAUGUGAAUUUUACAACAUAACAUUUCCAGUGGCAUUUUUAAUUCAAAUCCUGGUGGCACAUAUUUACUUCCAUACUUUUAUUAAUACUUAAUAUGGAAAUAUGAUUGUAGAUAUUUUUUCUACAUUUGUCACUACUUCAUGAGGUUUCAUUGCUCUGCGAGACUUCUGCUGCAGUGCUUGUUACGCAGAAACAUGGAAGAGCUGCUAACAAGUCAGAAAGUUCCAAAAACGGGCAUGUCUGUCAUUUAAAAACAACUGUAGGCUGCAAAACUUGUAUGAAAGAUGAAUGAUGACAAGCAAUGGAAAGAAUCUGUCCAAUCACCCGAAGAUUAAGUAUCUUAUCAAGUAUGAUCCACGUAUUAUUCUAAAGCCUUUAACCCCAACAAAACUUCACUAACAGGAUCUACUGUAUUUUAGCUCCUCUUGUUAUGAAAGGACAAGCACCAAAUGGAGGGAGGUUGAUGUCAACAAUCUUACUACAAAGCCAAAGACAUGAUUCCUUGUCGUACAAUGGAAACAGAAGUAUUCAGAAAGCUUGGAGACAUUGAAUCCCAGACACAAGGGGAAGAGUAAGCAUUGCCAGAACUUGAGAAUAAUCCAUCCAUCCAUUUUCCGUACCACUUACCCUCACUAUGGUUGCGAGCGUGACGAAGCCUAUCCCAUCCAAGAGGCGGAGUACAUCUUGAACUAUUCACUAGUCGCACGUAUGUGGAUUAGGGCCAGAAGGCACUUUUUGGGACAUAUAAGACUAUUAAAUUUGUCAAGGAUUUUGAUGAUCCCUGUAAUUGUUAAAAGUUGACUAAGCUCGGUAGGCCUUAAGAAGAAAAGGGUUGCACCAGUGGGUUCUGUUUGAAAUACUUGGAGGGAAGUGUAGUGUAUUGCUCGGUGAUGUUUAUAAUUUUCAAUAAACUGUGUUUUAUAAUGUCAAUCAAUUUGGUCUGUUUCACUUUUAUACACUUUAAAGAAAAUCUCCACUUAUCCCGAAUAAGAAGAGAAAUGUAUCGGCCGGCUCGGAAGAAAGAUCGGUGAUCAUUAUUACAACCCCGUUUGCAUCCAAUUGUUAGGGUCUGUCAAGUGUUGCACAAACGCGGCCGUUCUCGUUGUCGGCACGGGAACCCCCCAGCCAUGUUCCUCUUCUCUCCCCUCCUCUGCUCCACACGCUUGGUAUUCCGAGCGGCGCGUCUCCAGCCUCGCAAUUGCACCCGUGUUUAUGAUGGCGCAGACACGCGGGGGGGUCGGCCGUGGGUGGAGAGGGCCAACGAUUUCUGUCUGUGCGUGCGUGUGUCUGCGCCUCUGGUUGGCCGGCCGCCGCUGCGAGGUCGCGGCACAUGCUCAGUUGGCGUCCCCGUAAACUGCGAGGCGAGCUGGCGGCGCCUCGCUUAUACGCACGCGUUCGUUCCCUCGGAGGCUGCUGGGGUCACGGCACAAACUCAGUGCGCGGCUCUCCAUUUUGGGUGCGCGAGGGGGAGCGUUGUACCCACGCAGUGUCACCCGCUGGAAAGGGCUCCAUGUCCGACAUGGACGACUUGUUCAGUCCGCGAAGGCGGCUCAACAGCACUCAGGGGGAAAUCCGGGUGGGCCCCAGUCACCAAGCCAAGCUUCCAGAGCUGCAGCCUUUCCCCUCCUCUGGCGGCCAGGCCAUGACGGAGAAUGAGGAGCUGGUCUGGAUGCCGGGGGUAAAUGAUUGUGACCUUCUCAUGUACCUCAGAGCUGCAAGGAGCAUGGCAGCCUUUGCAGGGAUGUGUGACGGAGGCUCAACAGAAGAUGGAUGUCUAGCAGCCUCUCGAGAUGACACUACAUUAAACGCACUCAACACUCUUCAUGAGAGCAGCUACGAUGCUGGCAAAGCUCUCCAGCGGCUGGUGAAGAAGCCGGUACCAAAGUUGAUAGAGAAGUGCUGGUCCGAGGAUGAAGUGAAACGCUUCAUUAAAGGGCUGAGACAGUUCGGCAAAAACUUCUUUAGGAUCCGGAAGGAGCUCCUACCAAACAAAGAAACGGGUGAGCUGAUUACCUUCUACUACUAUUGGAAGAAGACACCAGAGGCAGCCAGCUGUCGAGCCCAUCGCAGACAUCGCCGCCAACCCGUCUUUCGGCGCAUCAAGACACGAACAGCUUCGACUCCUGUCAACACUCCUUCCCGUCCACCCUCUAGCGAAUUUUUGGACCUCAGUUCAGCCAGUGAGGAUGACUUUGACAGCGAGGACAGUGAACAGGAACUGAAGGGCUACGCUUGCCGCCACUGCUUCACUACCACCUCCAAGGACUGGCACCACGGGGGCAGAGAGAACAUCUUGCUUUGCACAGACUGCCGGAUUCACUUUAAAAAAUACGGUGAACUGCCUCCCAUUGAGAAGCCCGUGGACCCGCCGCCAUUUAUGUUCAAACCCGUCAAAGAGGAAGAGGAUGGACUCAGUGGGAAGCAUAGCAUGAGGACAAGACGGAACCGAGGCUCGAUGUCAACGCUACGUAGUGGUCGUAAGAAGCAAACAGCCAGUCCCGAUGGCCGAGCCUCGCCCAUCAACGAGGACCUGCGCUCCAGCGGGCGCACUUCACCCAGUGCUGCAAGUACUGACAGCACCGACAGCAAGAUGGACACCAUGAAAAAGCCCAGCAAAAAGAUUAAAGAGGAGGGUCCUUCACCCAUGAAGAGUGCCAAACGGCAGCGAGAGAAAGGAACUUCAGACACAGAGGAAUCCGAUAGGGCUGGUGCAAAAAAGUCCAAAACGCAAGAGCUAAAUCGACCAGACUCACCGUCCGAGUGUGAGGGAGAAGGGGAGGGUGAGGGUGAGAGCUCCGAUGGACGUAGUAUCAAUGAGGAACUCAGCAGUGAUCCUAAGGACAUUGACCAGGACAACCGCAGCUCUUCUCCCAGUAUCCCCAGUCCCCGCGACAAUGAGAGUGACUCGGACUCUUCUGCCCAGCAACAGCAGCUGCUGCAGAGCCAGCACCCUCCAGUCAUCCAGUGUCAGCCAAGCACCUCAUCAGCUGCUCUCUCUGCCCCACCACCGCCUCCUCCCACAGCCUCAGCCCCUUCGCUGCCUCCGCAAGUCUCCCCCACGGCGGCCUCCGGCUCCCUGCCGCUUCAGCCUCUUCGUCAAGCAAGCCCACUGGCUCUCAUCCAGUCAGGAGCCUCCCUCCAUCCGCAAAGGCUUCCCUCUCCGCAUUCCCCUAUGACUAUAGCUCCGCCUCCUGGUCCCCCAGUUCCACCUGCAUCGUUACCCAGCUCCCAUCACGGUCCCUUGCCUCCCAUGCCUCACCCGCUGCAGCCCGGCCCCCCUCACAUGCCUCACCCUCACUCAAUGCCUGCCCAGGGCUUCCCCGUCAGUCAGUCUCAGGUCCCGCCCCCACAAAUGUCCAGUCAGUCACAAGCGAGGCCACACACCCCGCCCUCACAAUCAUCUUCUCACAGUGGAGGGCAGCCUCCCCGGGAACAGCCACUCCCACCUGCACCGAUGUCAAUGCCUCACAUCAAGCCCCCACCGACCACACCUAUCUCGCAGAUACCCACGCCACAGUCCCACAAACACCCUCCGCAUGUGUCAGCACCUCCAUUCCCGCAGAUGCCUUCCAACCUGCCACCUCCUCCUGCCCUCAAGCCCCUCAGCUCUCUAUCCACCCACCACCCACCGUCGGCCCACCCGCCUCCCCUUCAGCUCAUGUCUCAGGGGCAGCAGCUUCAGCCUCCCCCAGCGCAGCCUCCGAUUCUCACCCAGUCCCAAAGCCUCCCUCCAUCAUCCAGCCACCAGCCCUCUGCGGGGGCAUCGCACCCCAAUGGGCCGCCACAGUUGCCCUUCUCCGCUCACCCUUUCAGUGCAGUUCUACCUCCAACUGGCCCCUCUGUGUCCUCGUCAAACUCUAUGCCAGGCUUACAACCCGCGUCUUCCUCCGUCCCGCCCUCCGCGAUCUCCAUGCCGCUCCCCGCGUCUGUCGCUUGUGGUGGCCUGGGCGCGGGGUUCCCGCCCGUGCACAUCAAGGAGGAGCCGCUGGACGAGACAGAGGAGCCAGAGAGCCCCCCGCCUCCACAGAGGAGUCCCUCCCCUGAGCCCACUGUCGUCAACACUCCAAGUCAUGCCAGCCAGUCUGCACGCUUCUACAAGCAUCUGGACCGCGGUUACAACUCGUGCGCUAGGACCGACUUCUACUUCACUCCGUUGGCCUCGUCCAAACUGGCCAAGAAACGCGAGGAAGCUGUAGAGAAGGCCAAGAGAGAAGCAGAGCAGAAAAUUCGGGAAGAGAAGGAGAGAGAGAGGGAGCGGGAAAAGGAACGAGAGCGAGAACGAGAAAAGGAGGCCGAGCGAGCGGCGAAAGCCUCGUCUUCAGCCCAUGAGAGCAGAAUGGGCGAGCCGCAGAUGGCUGGGCCUGCUCACAUGCGUCCCCCCUUCGACGGACCGCCCACCACUAUUGCGGCCGUGCCUCCGUACAUCGGACCCGACACCCCUGCCCUGCGCACACUGAGCGAAUACGCCCGACCGCACGUCAUGUCCCCCACCAAUCGAAACCACCCCUUCUUUGUGUCCCUCAACCCCGCAGACCCGCUGCUGGCUUACCACAUGCCCAACCUGUACAACGCCGACCCGGCCAUGCGGGAGCGGGAGCUGCGAGAGCGAGAGAUGCGCGAGAGGGAGAUUCGCGAGAGGGAGCUUCGGGAAAGGAUGAAGCCCGGUUUUGAGGUCAAACCUCCCGAAAUGGACACUCUCCACCCUUCCACAAACCCCAUGGAGCACUUUGCCCGGCACGGGGCCAUCACGUUGCCGCCCAUGGCCGGGCCUCACCCCUUCGCCUCCUUCCACCCGGGUUUGAACCCGUUAGAGCGUGAGCGGCUCGCCCUCGCCGGGCCCCAGCUGCGGCCGGACAUGAGCUACCCAGAGCGGCUGGCGGCGGAGAGACUGCACGCCGAGCGGAUGGCCACCGUGGCCAACGACCCCAUCGCCAGGCUCCAGAUGUUCAACGUCACGCCGCACCACCACCAGCACUCGCACAUCCACUCUCAUCUGCACCUCCACCAGCAAGACCCUCUUCACCAAGGUGGUGGUGAAUGUCUUGUGUGUCCUCCAGGUUCCGGGGCCCACCCCCUGGCCGUAGACCCCCUGGCGGCCGGACCGCACCUGGCUCGCUUCCCAUACCCGCCCGGCGCCAUCCCCAACCCGCUCCUCGGCCAGCCACCGCACGAACACGAGAUGCUGCGUCACCCAGUCUUUGGAGCUCCGUACCCACGGGACCUGCCCGGAGGUCUGCCACCCCCUAUGUCGGCCGCCCACCAGUUGCAGGCCAUGCACGCCCAGUCCGCCGAGCUCCAGAGGCUGGCCAUGGAGCAGCAGUGGCUGCACGGACACCAUCACAUGCAUGGAGGUCCACUGCCCGGUCAGGAGGACUACUACAGCCGACUGAAGAAAGAGAGCGACAAGCAGCUGUAACAGGCCAAGGGAGCCAUAGGUAACUCGUGAAGAACGCAAAAAGGCCAAGUGGAUACAAUUCUUCUUAUUUUUCAAAACUCUUUUUUUUUUCUCACUGGACAUUUCUUUGGUAUAUAGCCAGUAAAAGUGACACAACAGCCUGAAGACUCCUGCAUGACAAGCUUCCUUGACAUUUUUUUUUUUUGUUUUUUUUUUUGGUAGGUGCUAGAACACAAAGAGACACUGUGCUUAUCCAAACAACAAAACAUGGCCGCUUUCGGAAAGAUAACAAGUGCUAUCUUAAAGUCAACAUUUAUUUUAUUACAUUGUUGGAGCUUUUUUUUUUUUUUUUUUUUUUUUUAAAUCAUCAUUUUAAGAAGAGCUCCCGCAUGGAGUUUCUUUGGGGGAAUUUGUAAAUAGUAUAUAUAAACAUAUAAUUAUUAUAAUUAUUAUUGCUAGGUGUGGACAAACAAGUCGUUUCAACUUCAGCUGCAGUUGUGUUGAUACAUUAUCCCUUGUUUCAGAGGGGAGCACCAUGGCAUUAUUAUUAUUCUUAUAAUUUGAGCCAUUUGAGUUGUGACCUUGGUCUGACAUUGCCGUGUUAGAUUUAGUCCCACGUAGCCCACCCGAUGACCGCCGGCCCGUCCCGCCCCAACCCGAAACCUGUCACACCCACUCAUCACACACCAGCUUUUUUCAGAAAGUUUCAGCGCAGCUUGUUGGCGUUUUUGUGACUUGAAACACUUGAAGCUCGGGUUCAUCCAUGACCAUAACGAAACAGAACGUUUGCACUGAAAUUGAUUUUUAUCCUUCUGCCGUGUCAUUAUUUAAGCCAAACACGACAAAUGACCUUUUAUCAUUGCUGAUUUUAAAAAUGUUUUAAACUAUUUGGAUAGUUGUGGAAUAGUUUUUUUUUUUUUUAAUACACUUGGUGAAUUUGAAAGGUUAUCAAAGGAGCCCUACAGGACCUAUUAAUGAUGGCGCCCUCUCCCGUCAUGUUCACUGUGACCUGCCGUCAUGCGACCACCAGGAAUUGCGCGUGUGUGUGUGUGUGUGUGUGUGUGUGUGUGUGUGUGUGCGUGUGUGUGCGUGUGUGUGUGUGUGUGUCUCACACACCAGUGUACGGUUCAUGUUUUCCAACUCAAUGCACGAAGACUGUUUGACUUGUCAUGGAACUCGGCACAACUGUGGCUUAUUCAUUUUUUUUUGUAUUCUUUUCAUUUUGCCAAAUGAAGAAACUGUACUCGCAUUUAAAUGACUGUGUCAUACUUCCUCAGAGCACUAUUUUUGUUGUUGUUUUACAAGCGGAAAGUCUUCUGACCUCCCCUUUCUGACGCACUCUUCAUACUCCUUUCCCUCCCCAAGCGUCCCUCUUUUCCCUUUUUUGUGUCUCCAACCCUUUGGUGUUCAGUGUUGUCAAUGGUUUAGCUUCUCGUUUCAAGGCGGCAGCAGCAGAAUGUCCGUUCUGACUGCCGAGAUUUCUAUAUAUACUGGUAUCUUGAAGCUUAUUGUACAUAUGAGUAGUCACCAUGGGAUGACACAAUGUAAACAAAAAGUAGAAAGAAUAAGAACAAUUGUGAGUCCUGUGUUCUCUCCAUUUGAGUAUUUUGUAAUUUUUUUGAAAAAUUUGUGGAAUUAAAAUAAACGAAUAAGUUACACCACAAUAUAUGACUCAAAUG